CAUCGGCACUGAGCAUGUUUAUGCACGGAGCACAAUGUCUUUGAAAACAUUUCCCUGCAGGGUUUUGCUGAAACUUCUGCAUCGCGGCAUCAAACCGCUCGCUGCGAGAGAUGCAGCGGCCGCCGUGCUGGGCCGGUGCUCCGCGCGGGGCUACUACAACACCGGGAGACCCGGGCACGCCGGAGCGGGCGCAGGGGCCCGGGUGGUGGACCUCCGCAGCGACACGGUGACCAAGCCCGGGCCUGCGAUGCGGCGGGCCAUGGCGGAGGCCGAAGUCGGAGAUGACGUGUUGAGAGAAGACCCGACAGUAAACGAGCUGCAGGAGAUCGCAGCUGACAUGUUUCAGAUGGAGGCCGCGCUGUUUGUCCCCUCGGGAACCAUGAGUAAUCUCAUCGCAGUGAUGGUGCACUGCAGGGAGCGGGGCAACGAGAUGAUUGUGGGCGAUCUGUCCCACGUACACAUCUACGAGCAAGGAGGGAGCGCACAGCUGGCCGGUGUCCACACCACCACGGUGAACACCCUCCCGGACGGAACGUUUGACUUGGAGCAGCUGGAAUCGAAGAUCCGCCACGGUUACCCAGACCCCCACUACCCCCGCUCACGCCUCAUAUGUGUGGAGAACACACACAACAUACAGGGAGGACGUGUGCUACCUCUGACCUUCCUGCAGGAGGUCCGUGCUUUAGCCGAUAGAUAUGGGCUGUCAGUUCACAUGGACGGAGCCAGGGUGAUGAACGCCGCUGUGGCCCUGGGGGUGCCUCCAUCCACCAUCCUGCAGCACACACACACCGUCAGUGUGUGUCUCUCCAAGGGUUUAGGUGCCCCUGUGGGAACCGUGCUGGCUGGACCCCAAGACUUCAUAUCCGAGGCUAUACGGUGCCGUAAAGCCCUUGGUGGGGGGAUGCGGCAGGCUGGUAUUUUAGCAGCAGCUGGGAAACUGUCUUUACGGGAGAUGGUGGGAAGACUGGAGGAGGAUCACCACAACGCAAAAACCUUUGCUCAAGCUCUGCUCGACUGUGACCCUCCUAUGUUCGCCGUGAACAUGGCCGCCGUGGAGACGAACAUCCUACGUUUUCGCCUGCAGGAGCCCAGUUUGAGCGUCACUGAGUUCUGUGCCCGAAUGAGUGAGGUGGGCGAGGGAGAGGAGGCUGCACUGGGACAGGGGAUACAAGUCUUUAUGUUCCCCCAUUUUGGUAAUUCUGUACGGGCUGUAUGGCAUCUUGGGAUAUCGGCUGAUGAUACCCAGCUGGCCAUCCAGAAAAUGCGAUUUGUGGCUUCUCAGUAUUUCAAGGAAAAAUUUAGGGCCCAGUGAAACCUGGUUCUUCCCAAGAUGAUCUAAUCUAAUCACCAGGCCUGAUCAUAGAAAAUGUGCACAGAAAAAUCUAGAAGAAGACUGACUGAUGUCAAAUUUAGGACAAAUACGACUGGACUCAUUGGGAUAGUGG
This is a messenger RNA of Chelmon rostratus (copperband butterflyfish), 1445 nucleotides long. It is a transcript of the gene tha1, whose product is annotated as threonine aldolase 1. The transcript has 7 exons. Gene Ontology annotation, molecular function: L-allo-threonine aldolase activity. Gene Ontology annotation, cellular component: cytosol. The record is from RefSeq and is a predicted model, not a curated record. The coding region runs from base 35 to 1312 and encodes 425 amino acids. NCBI's taxonomy places the organism in Eukaryota, Metazoa, Chordata, Actinopteri, Chaetodontiformes, Chaetodontidae. Gene Ontology annotation, biological process: L-threonine catabolic process; glycine biosynthetic process.